GCUCUAGGCAGAAGUCAAUUUCCCUUAGGCUUCCCUCUCCUCUGGCCUAUAUAAACGAAGCCCUUUUCUUCUCCAAAACAUCAAAUUUUCUUCUCACAAAAUGGCAGAAUUCAAGACAAAAGUUGAAUCUGCAAAGGAAUGGUUGGUCGAGCACAAGCUUAGAACUGUUGGAUGUUUUUGGCUUGGUAGCGUCACGGGUUUGAUGGCGUACAACUGGUCUCGACCCAUGAAAACCAGCGUCAAGAUCAUUCAUGCUAGGGUCUAUGCUCAAGCCCUUACGUUGGCUGCAUUAGCUGGUGCUGCAGUGGCUGAAUACUAUGACCAUAAAUCUGGACCCCAAGUUGAUAAAAGAUACGCUAAGUACCAAUUCCCGAUUGAUGCAUAUUCUCACAAGGACUAGAUAACUCUCUAGAUUGGUAGAUCUUCUCUUGGUCUAUAAUGAUAAACAAGAUGCUAAGGUGCAAUCUUUCUGUCGAAAUAUUAACAAGGAGCAGGGUUUCUCCCCUUUCCCUCACAUUCUUUGUCCUUUUGUUUUGGUUAUUCCAUACCUAAUCUGUUAUGAGUGCCUAUUAGUGUACUCAGAUGACUGUGUAGCAGAAUCUACAGAGAAAAAACAAUAAUUUUAUUUUUUAUUUUUAAGCGUGCUAGUGAUUUUCUGUUUGAUUGUUACCAUUAUGCCAUUAUGGACGGAUGAUUGAGCUUGUCAUCCCAUGGUAUAAACAGAAUGAUACUUGUGGAUAAUCCUGUGGAAGUAAAAGCAAGCAAAUUUCAGGGUUGUAGACUUGUGGUAUUAGUGAAAAAGAUUUGAUGUAGCAUUGCAAAAUGGUGAUAAUAAGGAAUGGGGAGGAGAGCUCUUACGUUGAAACUCAAUUUAAAUGACAUGGUUACUGGGGUCAGUUGUUAGAUUUUAUUCCAAAUUUCGGAUUGGAUGAUACCUUUGCUUUUUGCAUCGCAUAUGAAGUGAUGAGCAUUACAAUGUUAUAGACAUCUAAGAUCCAAGGAGUUCCAUCACCUC
Rubroshorea leprosula is the source of this 1015-nucleotide messenger RNA. Lineage: Eukaryota; Viridiplantae; Streptophyta; Magnoliopsida; Malvales; Dipterocarpaceae. The record is from the annotation of a GenBank genome assembly.